Molecule: messenger RNA, 1800 nt
Organism: Cimex lectularius (bed bug)
Lineage: Eukaryota; Metazoa; Arthropoda; Insecta; Hemiptera; Cimicidae
Exons: 1
Coding region: 1-1800 (599 amino acids)
Cellular component (GO): membrane
Molecular function (GO): glutamate-gated receptor activity
Source: RefSeq, a predicted model, not a curated record
AUGUCCACAAUACUUUUCACUUUUAUUUUCUUCACCUUCUUCAGUUGUGGUCAGAGCAAUGACGACAUCGUGAUAAACCAGUCGAAACGGAUUCCUGCCGCUUUCGACGUUCUUAAGAUGUUGACCGAUCGUUACCCACAGGUCGUUAAAGUCCUAAUCGAAGGUUCAGAUAUAAAAACCGACGCGUUUUUAAAGAACUUGUCGUUAGUUUGUGACUAUAAGUUGUUAAACGAUGUAAAACUCUUUAAGAACUCUUCUAAAGGCAAUUGCAUUCUGAUUCUCAAAGAUUCUUCAAAGAUGAAAAGCUUGUUUGAAGACUCAAUGUUCAGUUACGAAUAUUGUUCAUUCGUUUUUUUACACGCUUUAGAGGAAAAGUCGUAUAAUGAGAUUUUACUAGAAAUAGUGCGCAGGCAACCAGUUACAAGUGUAAUCGGCAUAUCAAAAAAUUUGGAUCUAACAGGAGUUCACAUUCCACUCUGGCAUGACUUCGACCAUUCAUUUUCUUACUUGCCACAGAUGUAUUUCGACAAGAGCAAUUACACGAUGCUUAAGAAGUUUAUCCACCCGGAAAAAGUCAAUUUUCACAAAAGGCCGUUCAGGGUGGCAAUUUUCCAGAAGAGGUUCAUGUCGAUAUCUGAGAACGGAAAAUGGAACGGGUUCAACAAAGAAGUCCUCGACCUCCUACAAGAGAUUUUUAAUUUUACAAGAGUACUUUAUUUUAUCGACUCGAAUCUAAGGUACGGUCAUAAACUGAGUAAUGGGACUUUUGUCGGCGUUUUAGGAGAGGUGUUGGGCGGAAAUGUCGACUUUGCUGCUAAUCCGCUUUUUAUUAAGGAUUAUAAUACGACGGGGAUAGAUUUCUCGACGCCUAUCAUGUUUGAACACCUCUGCGUUGCCGUUCCUUCUGCUUCACCUAUUCCGAGAUGGAAGGUCAUUUUUAUAUGCUUCGACAGAACUACAUGGCUAUGCAUUUUAUCGAUUUAUACUUUCAGCAUGUUCGUUUGGAAAGUCUUCAAGUUCCGGCUAAAAAGUAACAAAACGUUGAAAUGCGUGAAUAUUUUCUUUUACGUUUUUCGCCUGAUUAUCGCGUCUUCGAUCAAACCUCCUGUUAUGCUAUCGGGUAAAAUAUUCGUUAUGACGUUGGUCUUUAUGGGUUUCAUUUUGGCGACAUGCUUCGGAGGUUCUUUAUUAAACCUCUUGACGAGGACUGUCUACGGUAGCCAGAUUAAUACGAUGACGGCCCUGGACAAAUCCGGCCUGCCUAUAUACACUUUGUCCAUGAACCUCCAACAUGACACUUUCGACGGGUCGAAACCUGAGGAGAGAAACCUGGCGGAAAAAGUCAAGAUUUAUCACGACACAACGGCCGACCUUGUCGAGAUGGUCUAUAAGACGAGGAAUUCAGCCUGUCUCGGGAGGAAGGACGAUCUGACCAGGAGGAUAUGGAAGCUAGAAGAGAGCAGCCAAACUCGCACAGUACACAUUGUCGAAGAAUGCCCCAGGAGCUACUACCUCUCGUACAUAAUGAAGAAAGAAUCGCGGUACUUCACGACUAUCGACGCCGUACUCGGCCGUCUCGUGGCAUCUGGAGUGCUGAAAAGUCCAAAAUUCACCGACAGUCCCUCCUACUACUACGCCGGUAGAAGUAAAAGUACAACGGCCACGUUUUCACCCGUUCCGUUAGGAAUGGACAAUCUUACAAUAACAUUCCUCAUCCUUUUAGUAGGGUAUUUAGCAAGUAUUGUUAUUUUCAUUACAGAAAUAUUCUAUUUCAAAUGGCUAAGCACUGGGAUGACUUAA